UUCAUUACAUCUGUUUCUAAUGCUAACUGUGUCAGUUAGCAAUGGGGCCUCUAAAUCUAAUAUUAAUUUUAACCUGGAUAAGUGGCAUCUAUUCUUUUGGAAAUACUGAUAAUAGGAAUGAUUAUAUUGAACAUGAUGCUGUUGUGAUAACAGCUUGUGACUUCAAUGACAACAAAUUGCCCUUCUGUAAUUUUCAACAAGACAGCAAAGAUGAGAGUGAAUGGAUUCGCCAUAAGGGUCCCACACCCACACCUGACACUGGACCUAGUGGGGACUAUCCCGAUGGAAAUGGUUAUUACAUAUACCAUGAAGCCGAUAAUGUCAGUAAUGGACAGAAAGCACGCUUGCUCAGUCCUGUGUUCAGCCCCACACAAGCUCACAUUUGUGUUCAGUUUCGGUACUACAUGUAUGGUGCAGAUAACAGCAAUACUUUGACACUGCUGGAAAAGCAUUCUGGUGCAGAAGAAGUGCUAUGGCAGAAAACUGGGGUACAGAGUCCAUCAUGGCUUGGAGCAGCUGUUACUGUGUCCAGACCAGCAGGGCAGUCUAUUGAAAUUGUAUUUGAAGCAAAGCGUGGGUUCUCUUCAUCAUGUGAUACAGCCUUGGAUAACAUUAACAUCACAGAGGGAGCUUGUCCUGGGUGUAUAUCUCAGUGUGACUUUGAUGCAACUGAUGACCUCUGUGGAUGGACAACCGAGGUCUCAGAUCCAGACCUGUUCGGUUGGAUUUUUUGGAAUGGACAAACUGAUACACCUGGUACAGGUCCCAAUGAUGAUUUCUCCAAACCAGGCUUGGGAUCAUAUCUCUUGAUGGACUCCUUUGAUAGUAUCCCGGGAGCCUCAGCUCAACUGUGGAGUCCAUCCAUACCAGUGCCAUCUUCAAACUGCCUGCAGCUGAACUUCCAUUAUUAUAUGUAUGGCACUGCUGCAGACAUGGAACUUAAUGUCCAUGUUGUCAUCAGUGGAGGAGCUCUAGGGUAUCCUGUUUUUAGCAUCAAGGGAAACCAAGGACAAGGUUGGAAACCAGCAGUGGUCAAAUUCAUCACUACAAAAGAUAUACAGUUUGUAAUUGCUGGUGUGUAUGGAAGUACAGUGGAGACAGAUAUUGCAAUAGACAGUCUGUGCAUCACAACCUGUGAUGCUCUAAUAUCGACAACAACAAAGCCAACGACACCUGUUUCGUCUCCAAAACCUCCAACCCCACAGCCAUCCACACCCAAACCAACAACCACAAAACCCACUACACCUCAGCCGUCAACCCCACAGACAUCCACGCCUAAACCUACAACUACAAAACCAACUUCUCCUUCACCACCAACACCACCACCAGUGAAGUGUCCUCCUGAUGCUGAGUACAUAGAGUGUGGUCCACCUUGCAUUCCUAGCUGUCAAGAACCCUCUACCAACUGCACUGGCUCCUGUAUCAGUGGCUGCUUCUGCAAACCAGGUUUUGUGUUUCGGGGAAAACGCUGUGUUCGCAUUGAGACUUGUGGAUGUCUGGAUGAAGACAAUAAUUACUACGAGCCAGGAGAGAUUGUCUUUGGGAAUGGCUGCUCCCAACUGUGUCGCUGUGCAGGCAAUUAUACAUUGAACUGUGUGGACAACAGCUGUGACCCCACAGAAGAAUGUCGGGAAGUGGGAGGAAUCCAUGGCUGCUACCCUAAAGACACCUCGACUUGUAUCGCCUCAGGUGACCCACACUACACCACCUUUGAUAAGAAAUACUAUGACUUCAUGGGCAACUGCACUUACUUAAUGUCGGAGCCAUGUAACAGCACAGACGUACCUCACUUCGCUGUCUAUGUCGAUAAUGAGAAUCGCUACAACAUUCCCACGAUCAGUUAUGUGAGUGCUGUCCAUGUCCAUGUUCUGGGAGUGAAGGUGUCCAUCCUGAAAGGAGGAGAUGUACAGGUGAACGGAACCAAAGUAAACAUACCACUGAGCCCUGUUGCUGGAGUGGACAUUUUCAAACAGGGGACACUCUACACAGUGUCCAUGAACUUUGGUGUGACAGUUCGCUACGAUGGAAACCACUACAUGGACAUCAAAGUUAUCAAAGACUAUAAGGACAAGCUUUGUGGCCUGUGUGGAGACUACAAUGGCAACAUUAAUGAUGACUUCCGUACCCCCACUGGUGAACUGGUCAAAAGUCCAGCUGAGUUUGGCAACAGCUGGAACACAGACCCAGACUGCAAUAAAACCCCAGUUGACCCAAAUCCAGGCUGCACAGACACAGAACAGGACCUUUAUGAGAGUCCCGCUUAUUGCGGAAUCAUAUUGGACAGCAAAGGGCCAUUUGCCGUUUGUCACCCAAAAGUCAAUCCUAACAGCUUCUUCCAAAACUGUGUGUUUGACCUGUGCGCGUUGGGUGGCCCCCAAUCCGCAUUGUGUGAAGCCAUUGAAGCUUAUGUAAACGAGUGUCAGGACCGUGGUGUCAACAUCGGACCAUGGAGGAACAGUACCUUCUGCCCUCUUAUAUGCCCACCCAACAGCCACUACACACCCUGCGUGUCUCCAUGCCAGCCCUCCUGUAACCCUCCUCCACCCAGCCAGUGUACUGGACCCUGUUCUGAGGGGUGUGAGUGUGACUCUGGAUAUGUACUCAGUGGUGACAAGUGUGUGAAGGAAGGCACAUGCGGCUGCCUGUAUAAUGGACAAUAUUACCAGCCAGGAGACAAGUUCUACACUAAGGACUGUGAGCUGCUGUGCAAAUGUGAUUCUCCAUUCGUCACCUGCAGUGCCACUGAAUGCCCUCCCAUGCAGCAGUGUGGCGUGCAGGGAGGGGAAAUAGGAUGCUACCCAGUUGACUCACAGGACUGCAUUAUAUCUGGUGAUCCCCAUUAUAACACCUUUGAUGGUAAAUUCUACACCUUCAUGGGCACCUGCACUUACACCCUGGCCCGCAGCUGCAGAAACAACACUGGUCCCUGGUUCUCUGUGGAGGGUAAAAAUGAAGAGAGAGGGAUCACUGGUGUAUCCUAUCUCAAGAAGUUGUAUGUGACUGUCAGCGGUAUCACUGUAACAAUGAUGAAGAGCAGAACCACUCUGGUGAACGGUCGUAAAGUAGCUCUACCCAACUCUCCGUCUCCUCUAAUCACUUUAACUUCAGCUGGGCAGUAUGUUAUCCUCAGUACUCCUUUUGGUCUGGAGGUGAGCUGGGAUGGCAACCACUACGCUAAGAUCACUGUGCCCAGUACUUACUAUGAUCAGAUGUGUGGUUUGUGUGGAGACUACAAUGGAAACCCCAACAACGAUUUUACUAAGCCAGACGGUUCCCUGGCUGGAAGCUCAGAUCAGUUCGGCAACAGCUGGCAAACUGAUAAAGAUGAAGAUGAAACGUGCAAGCCUGAUGUCACACCUGACCCACCGUGUGACCCAAGUUUUGAGGCUGAAGUGUCUAAACCAGAGAAAUGUGGAAAAAUCACUGACACUGCAGGUCCAUUCAGGGAUUGUAUAAAGGUGGUGGACCCUCUGCCAUUCUUCCAGAGCUGUGUGUUUGAUAUGUGCCGCUAUGAUGGACUGCUGCAGACUCUGUGUGACCAGCUACAGGCUUAUACUGAUGCCUGUCUCAGUGCAGGAGCUCCAGUGCAUCAGUGGAGACAGCCAGACUUCUGCCCUCUGGUUUGUCCACCUAACAGCCACUACUCUAUGUGUGUGAGUUCAUGUCCAGAGACAUGUGUGGGUGUGAGCGGCCCACCUGGCUGUGGAGAGAAGUGUGUUGAAGGCUGCAAGUGUGAUCCUGGCUUUGUCCUGAGCGACAACAAGUGUGUCCCUCUAAAAGACUGUGGCUGUGUGGAUCCUGAAGGCUACUACCACCCUGUGAAUGAGAGCUGGUAUCUGGAAGGCUGUGAACACAAAUGUGUGUGUCUAAGUGGAAGAACCAUUCUAUGCUACAAUACCAGUUGUUUACCUACAGAGACCUGUCAACUGCUGGAUGGAGAGUACGUCUGUAAACCUAAUGAUGGACACACAACAAAACCUCCAACCCCACAGCCAUCCACACCCAAACCAACAACCACAAAACCCACUACACCUCAGCCGUCAACCCCACAGACAUCCACGCCUAAACCUACAACUACAAAACCAACUCCUCCUUCACCACCAACACCACCACCAGUGAAGUGUCCUCCUGAUGCUGAGUACAUAGAGUGUGGUCCACCCUGCAUUCCUAGCUGUCAAGAACCCUCUACCAACUGCACUGGCUCCUGUAUCAGUGGCUGCUUCUGCAAACCAGGUUUUGUCUUUCGGGGAAAACGCUGUGUUCGCAUUGAGACUUGUGGAUGUCUGGAUGAAGACAAUAAUUACUACGAGCCAGGAGAGAUUGUCUUUGGGAAUGGCUGCUCCCAACUGUGUCGCUGUGCAGGCAAUUAUACAUUGAACUGUGUGGACAACAGCUGUGACCCCACAGAAGAAUGUCGGGAAGUGGGAGGAAUCCAUGGCUGCUACCCUAAAGACACCUCGACUUGUAUCGCCUCAGGUGACCCACACUACACCACCUUUGAUAAGAAAUACUAUGACUUCAUGGGCAACUGCACUUACUUAAUGUCGGAGCCAUGUAACAGCACAGACGUACCUCACUUCGCUGUCUAUGUCGAUAAUGAGAAUCGCUACAACAUUCCCACGAUCAGUUAUGUGAGUGCUGUCCAUGUCCAUGUUCUGGGAGUGAAGGUGUCCAUCCUGAAAGGAGGAGAUGUACAGGUGAACGGAACCAAAGUAAACAUACCACUGAGCCCUGUUGCUGGAGUGGACAUUUUCAAACAGGGGACACUCUACACAGUGUCCAUGAACUUUGGUGUGACAGUUCGCUACGAUGGAAACCACUACAUGGACAUCAAAGUUAUCAAAGACUAUAAGGACAAGCUUUGUGGCCUGUGUGGAGACUACAAUGGCAACAUUAAUGAUGACUUCCGUACCCCCACUGGUGAACUGGUCAAAAGUCCAGCUGAGUUUGGCAACAGCUGGAACACAGACCCAGACUGCAAUAAAACCCCAGUUGACCCAAAUCCAGGCUGCACAGACACAGAACAGGACCUUUAUGAGAGUCCCGCUUAUUGCGGAAUCAUAUUGGACAGCAAAGGGCCAUUUGCCGUUUGUCACCCAAAAGUCAAUCCUAACAGCUUCUUCCAAAACUGUGUGUUUGACCUGUGCGCGUUGGGUGGCCCCCAAUCCGCAUUGUGUGAAGCCAUUGAAGCUUAUGUAAACGAGUGUCAGGACCGUGGUGUCAACAUCGGACCAUGGAGGAACAGUACCUUCUGCCCUCUUAUAUGCCCACCCAACAGCCACUACAAACCCUGCGUGUCUCCAUGCCAGCCCUCCUGUAACCCUCCUCCACCCAGCCAGUGUACUGGACCCUGUUCUGAGGGGUGUGAGUGUGACUCUGGAUAUGUACUCAGUGGUGACAAGUGUGUGAAGGAAGGCACAUGCGGCUGCCUGUAUAAUGGACAAUAUUACCAGCCAGGAGACAAGUUCUACACUAAGGACUGUGAGCUGCUGUGCAAAUGUGAUUCUCCAUUCGUCAACUGCAGUGCCGCUGUAUGCCCUCCCAUGCAGCAGUGUGGCGUGCAGGGAGGGGAAAUAGGAUGCUACCCAAUUGACUCACAGGACUGCAUUAUAUCUGGUGAUCCCCAUUAUAACACCUUUGAUGGUAAAUUCUACACCUUCAUGGGCACCUGCACUUACACCCUGGCCCGCAGCUGCAGAAACAACACUGGUCCCUGGUUCUCUGUGGAGGGUAAAAAUGAAGAGAGAGGGAUCACUGGUGUAUCCUAUCUCAAGAAGUUGUAUGUGACUGUCAGCGGUAUCACUGUAACAAUGAUGAAGAGCAGAACCACUCUGGUGAACGGUCGUAAAGUAGCUCUACCCAACUCUCCGUCUCCUCUAAUGACUUUAACUUCAGCUGGGCAGUAUGUUAUCCUCAGUACUCCUUUUGGUCUGGAGGUGAGCUGGGAUGGCAACCACUACGCUAAGAUCACUGUGCCCAGUACUUACUAUGAUCAGAUGUGUGGUUUGUGUGGAGACUACAAUGGAAACCCCAACAACGAUUUUACUAAGCCAGACGGUUCCCUGGCUGGCAGCUCAGAUCAGUUCGGCAACAGCUGGCAAACUGAUAAAGAUGAAGAUGAAACGUGCAAGCCUGAUGUCACACCUGACCCACCGUGUGACCCAAGUUUUGAGGCUGAAGUGUCUAAACCAGAGAAAUGUGGAAAAAUCACUGACACUGCAGGUCCAUUCAGGGAUUGUAUAAAGGUGGUGGACCCUCUGCCAUUCUUCCAGAGCUGUGUGUUUGAUAUGUGCCGCUAUGAUGGACUGCUGCAGACUCUGUGUGACCAGCUACAGGCUUAUACUGAUGCCUGUCUCAGUGCAGGAGCUCCAGUGCAUCAGUGGAGGCAGCCAGACUUCUGCCCUCUGGUUUGUCCACCUAACAGCCACUACUCUAUGUGUGUGAGUUCAUGUCCAGAGACAUGUGUGGGUGUGAGCGGCCCACCUGGCUGUGGAGAGAAGUGUGUUGAAGGCUGCAAGUGUGAUCCUGGCUUUGUCCUGAGCGACAACAAGUGUGUCCCUCUAAAAGACUGUGGCUGUGUGGAUCCUGAAGGCUACUACCACCCUGUGAAUGAGAGCUGGUAUCUGGAGGGCUGUGAACACAAAUGUGUGUGUCUAAGUGGAAGAACCAUUCUAUGCUACAAUACCAGUUGUUUACCUACAGAGACCUGUCAACUGCUGGAUGGAGAGUACGUCUGUAAACCUAAUGAUGGACACACAACAAAACCUCCAACCCCACAGCCAUCCACACCCAAACCAACAACCACAAAACCCACUACACCUCAGCCAUCAACCCCACAGACAUCCACGCCUAAACCUACAACUACAAAACCAACUUCUCCUUCACCACCAACAACACCACCAGUGAAGUGUCCUCCUGAUGCUGAGUACAUAGAGUGUGGUCCACCCUGCAUUCCUAGCUGUCAAGAACCCUCUACCAACUGCACUGGCUCCUGUAUCAGUGGCUGCUUCUGCAAACCAGGUUUUGUCUUUCGGGGAAAACGCUGUGUUCGCAUUGAGACUUGUGGAUGUCUGGAUGAAGACAAUAAUUACUACGAGCCAGGAGAGAUUGUCUUUGGGAAUGGCUGCUCCCAACUGUGUCGCUGUGCAGGCAAUUAUACAUUGAACUGUGUGGACAACAGCUGUGACCCCACAGAAGAAUGUCGGGAAGUGGGAGGAAUCCAUGGCUGCUACCCUAAAGACACCUCGACUUGUAUCGCCUCAGGUGACCCACACUACACCACCUUUGAUAAGAAAUACUAUGACUUCAUGGGCAACUGCACUUACUUAAUGUCGGAGCCAUGUAACAGCACAGACGUACCUCACUUCGCUGUCUAUGUCGAUAAUGAGAAUCGCUACAACAUUCCCACGAUCAGUUAUGUGAGUGCUGUCCAUGUCCAUGUUCUGGGAGUGAAGGUGUCCAUCCUGAAAGGAGGAGAUGUACAGGUGAACGGAACCAAAGUAAACAUACCACUGAGCCCUGUUGCUGGAGUGGACAUUUUCAAACAGGGGACACUCUACACAGUGUCCAUGAACUUUGGUGUGACAGUUCGCUACGAUGGAAACCACUACAUGGACAUCAAAGUUAUCAAAGACUAUAAGGACAAGCUUUGUGGCCUGUGUGGAGACUACAAUGGCAACAUUAAUGAUGACUUCCGUACCCCCACUGGUGAACUGGUCAAAAGUCCAGCUGAGUUUGGCAACAGCUGGAACACAGACCCAGACUGCAAUAAAACCCCAGUUGACCCAAAUCCAGGCUGCACAGACACAGAACAGGACCUUUAUGAGAGUCCCGCUUAUUGCGGAAUCAUAUUGGACAGCAAAGGGCCAUUUGCCGUUUGUCACCCAAAAGUCAAUCCUAACAGCUUCUUCCAAAACUGUGUGUUUGACCUGUGCGCGUUGGGUGGCCCCCAAUCCGCAUUGUGUGAAGCCAUUGAAGCUUAUGUAAACGAGUGUCAGGACCGUGGUGUCAACAUCGGACCAUGGAGGAACAGUACUUUCUGCCCUCUUAUAUGCCCACCCAACAGCCACUACAAACCCUGCGUGUCUCCAUGCCAGCCCUCCUGUAACCCUCCUCCACCCAGCCAGUGUACUGGACCCUGUUCUGAGGGGUGUGAGUGUGACUCUGGAUAUGUACUCAGUGGUGACAAGUGUGUGAAGGAAGGCACAUGCGGCUGCCUGUAUAAUGGACAAUAUUACCAGCCAGGAGAAAAGUUCUACACUAAGGACUGUGAGCUGCUGUGCAAAUGUGAUUCUCCAUUCGUCAACUGCAGUGCCGCUGAAUGCCCUCCCAUGCAGCAGUGUGGCGUGCAGGGAGGGGAAAUAGGAUGCUACCCAGUUGACUCACAGGACUGCAUUAUAUCUGGUGAUCCCCAUUAUAACACCUUUGAUGGUAAAUUCUACACCUUCAUGGGCACCUGCACUUACACCCUGGCCCGCAGCUGCAGAAACAACACUGGUCCCUGGUUCUCUGUGGAGGGUAAAAAUGAAGAGAGAGGGAUCACUGGUGUAUCCUAUCUCAAGAAGUUGUAUGUGACUGUCAGCGGUAUCACUGUAACAAUGAUGAAGAGCAGAACCACUCUGGUGAACGGUCGUAAAGUAGCUCUACCCAACGCUCCGUCUCCUCUAAUCACUUUAACUUCAGCUGGGCAGUAUGUUAUCCUCAGUACUCCUUUUGGUCUGGAGGUGAGCUGGGAUGGCAACCACUACGCUAAGAUCACUGUGCCCAGUACUUACUAUGAUCAGAUGUGUGGUUUGUGUGGAGACUACAAUGGAAACCCCAACAACGAUUUUACUAAGCCAGACGGUUCCCUGGCUGGAAGCUCAGAUCAGUUCGGCAACAGCUGGCAAACUGAUAAAGAUGAAGAUGAAACGUGCAAGCCUGAUGUCACACCUGACCCACCGUGUGACCCAAGUUUUGAGGCUGAAGUGUCUAAACCAGAGAAAUGUGGAAAAAUCACUGACACUGCAGGUCCAUUCAGGGAUUGUAUAAAGGUGGUGGACCCUCUGCCAUUCUUCCAGAGCUGUGUGUUUGAUAUGUGCCGCUAUGAUGGACUGCUGCAGACUCUGUGUGACCAGCUACAGGCUUAUACUGAUGCCUGUCUCAGUGCAGGAGCUCCAGUGCAUCAGUGGAGGCAGCCAGACUUCUGCCCUCUGGUUUGUCCGCCUAACAGCCACUACUCUAUGUGUGUGAGUUCAUGUCCAGAGACAUGUGUGGGUGUGAGCGGCCCACCUGGCUGUGGAGAGAAGUGUGUUGAAGGCUGCAAGUGUGAUCCUGGCUUUGUCCUGAGCGACAACAAGUGUGUCCCUCUAAAAGACUGUGGCUGUGUGGAUCCUGAAGGCUACUACCACCCUGUGAAUGAGAGCUGGUAUCUGGAAGGCUGUGAACACAAAUGUGUGUGUCAAAGUGGAAGAAUCAUUCAUUGUUACAGCACAAGUUGUUUACCUACAGAGAUCUGUCAACUACUGGAUGGAGAGUACAUCUGUAAACCAAAGGAUCCUACGGGUCCAGGAAUCUGCUCUGUGUCUGGGGACCCCCACUACACCUCUUUUGAUAAAAGGGUCCAUCAUUUCAUGGGCUCCUGCUCAUAUACCCUCACCAAGCCCUGUAAUGAAACCUCAGGGUUACCCUACUUUACUGUUGACACUCAAAAUGAACAUAGGAGCAAUAACAAGAAAGUGUCUUAUGUGAAAUCAGUCAUUAUCAAUGUGUAUGGAAUUAAGAUUAUUUUGGACAAAGGCCAUAAAGUCCAGGUAAAUGGAGUUCGGGUGACUGUGCCCAUCACUAUGCCAAAUGGUGUAAAGAUCUUCCUAAGUGGGAAGUUUGUGGUGCUGCAGACAAACUUUGGCCUGCGUGUUCGCUUUGAUGGCAAUCACCAUGCCGAUGUCAGUCUUCCCUCCUCUUACAAAGGCUUGUUGUGUGGAAUGUGUGGAAAUUACAAUGACAACCCAACAGAUGACAACAUUAUGUCAGAUGGCAAGCCUACAAGCAACACUAAUGAGCUUGGAGAGAGCUGGCAGGUGCCAGAUGAUAGACCAGAUUGUAUUCAUGAUGGUGGAGAUAUUGAAUGUAAUAAAGAUAUUGAGAGUGAAGCUAAGAAACCAACCAGCUGUGGAAUGAUCACUGAUCCUGAUGGAAUCUUCAAAGCAUGCCAUGAAGUUGUGCCACCUAACCCAUACUUUGAGAACUGCGUGUUUGACCAGUGUGGCACGGGUGGAUCUACUGUGGCUCUCUGCCAGGCUAUUGAGAGCUAUGCUGACCUCUGUGCCCAAGCUGGUGUGCCAGUUGACUGGAGGAACAAUACUUUCUGUCCCAUGAAAUGUCCUGUUGGCAGUCACUAUGAGCACUGUGCUACUGCAUGCCCCCCCAGCUGUCAGGAUCCUGGUUCAGCCAGCACAUGCAUACAACCAUGUGUUGAAGGAUGUGUUUGCAAUGAAGGAUUGAUAUUGAGCGGAGACAAAUGUGUGCCCUUCAGUCAGUGUGGAUGUACCGAUAAGAACAGCAACUACAGACCGGUGGGCGAAAGUUGGUUUACUAAGGAUGACUGCUCUGAACGCUGCAUGUGUUAUCCUUCGAACAAUGUGACAUGUGAAGCAUGGAAGUGUAGCCCUGCACAGGAGUGUAAAGUCCACGAAGGCCAGCUGGGCUGUGUGGAUACAGGAGUGGGUAUUUGCCACAUCGCUGGUGAUCCUCAUUACUACACCUUUGAUGGAAUCAUGUACACCUACAUGGGCACAUGUACCUAUACUUUGGUGGAAGUUUGCAACAGCUCCAUGGUGACUCCAUUUACCAUUGUGGCCAAAAAUGAAGAGCGUGGCCAGCCUGAAGCCUCAUACAUUCGUUCUGUCACUAUCUACCUUCCAGGAGCCAACAUCACACUAAGCAAGAGCAAGAGAGUGCUGCUGGAUGGCCAAAAAAUCCGUACCCCCAUGGACAUUGCUUUAGCCAAGGCCAGAGUGUUCACUAGUGGAGUCAACAGCGUUCUAUCCACGGACUUUGGCCUCAUUGUCCAGUUUGAUGGCAUUCACCAUGUGGAGAUUACUGUACCUGGAGACUACUUCGACAAGGUAUGUGGCAUGUGUGGUAACUACAAUGGUAAUUUCACUGAUGAUGACUUGAUGCCAAAUGGCCAGCCAGCUAAAGAUGUCAUAGAGUUGGGCAAUAGCUGGAAAGCAGAGGGAGACAGCGAUCCCGGAUGCCAGCCAGACACACGGCCCGAUGUCCACCCAAACUGCACAGAGACAGAAGAGGAAGUCAUCCGCAAUCAGUGUACAAGCAUUAUCAUGUCAGACAAGUUUAAACCUUGCCACUCUCUCAUCCCUCCUAAGCCCUUCAUAGAGAACUGCAUCUAUGACAUGUGCGAGUAUGAUGGCAUGGAGUCAACACUGUGCGAUAAUGUGGCUGCAUAUGCCCAGGCCUGUCAGAGCGCUGGUGUCACCAUCAGCUGGAGGAACAACACCUUCUGUCCUCUUCCAUGCCCCCCAAACAGCCACUAUUCAGACUGCACACCACCUUGCCCUCCUACCUGUGCAGACCUUUUUCCCAUUUUCUGCCCCCUGCCACCAAAUAGCUGCGUGGAAGGCUGCCAGUGUAAUGCAGGCUUUGUGCUGAGUGAUGGAAAGUGUGUACAAUUGUCCAACUGUGGAUGUGUGGACAGCAAAGGAGAAUAUCAUGAUGUUGGGGAUUCAUGGCUGACAGAACAUUGUGACCAGAAGUGCACAUGUAGUCAGGGAGGAGUACUGAGCUGCAAAGACUUUCAGUGCAGUUCCAGUUCUGUUUGUGCCUUGAACAAUAACGGUGAACGCUACUGCAAACCCGAGAGUUUUGACAAGUGCAUCAUUUCUGGGGAUCCACACUACCGCACCUUUGACAAAUUCAACCACCACUACCAGGGCCCGUAUACGUAUGUGUUAACCAAAGAUCAUAAUCUACCCACCUUCCUCACUCCUCUUACCGUAACGGGUAAGAACGCCCGAAGAGGUGGCAUCAGCCGUGUCUCCUACCUGCUGGAGGUUUAUGUGGAAGUGUAUGGUGUCAGUGUUCGUAUGCUCCAAAAGAAGGGGCUGUUGGUUAAUGGUGAGCGUGUGUCCCCUCCAUUGAGUCCUAACCAGGGUAUCAAGAUCUCCUUGAACUCCCGCUACCUACAGCUCACAACUGACUUUGGACUUACCGUGCGCUUUGAUGGCAACAUGCAAGGAGAGGUGAUUUUGCCGAGUACCUACAAGACGCAUGUACUCGGCCUUUGUGGAAACUAUGACGGUCGCACUAAUAAUGAGUAUGUGAAGCCUGAUGGCAGCAUCACCCGCAACCUAAAUGAGUUUGGAGAUAGCUGGAGAGUGAGUGACAAGCAAGGAGAGGAUUAUCAUCCUUCGGACCUGCCCCAGCUCAACCGUUUGCAUAAGAGAGAGAUUGAAGGAGAUUUAGACUCAGGCUUUGAGACACUCGGAUGCACUGAAGCUCAGCUGGAGGAGCUGAAUGGGAAGAAUCAUUGUGGAGCAUUAACUGACCCUUCAGGACCGUUUGCUCCCUGCCACAGCACCAUUGAUCCUAAUCCGUUCCAGGAAGACUGUGUGUUCGACUUGUGUGCAGAGCAGAGUAAUUCCACACUGCGUUGUGAAAGCUAUGCUGUUUAUGCCCUGACUUGUCAGGAGCAGGGAAUUAUCUUAGGGCCUUGGAGAACACAACUGGAGUGUGGUCUGUCAUGUGGUGCCAACAGUAGCUACGCAUCCUGUAUGACUCUAUGUCCAGCAUCAUGUGCUGACUUAGCAGCACCUUCUGAAUGUGAGCAAACUUCGUGCUUGGAGGGAUGUCAGUGUAAUCCUGGAUUUACCAUGAGUGGCAACGAGUGUGUUCCUUACAAUGAGUGUGGAUGCAGCUUUUUGGGCCGCUACUACACUCUGAUGGACACAUUUGUGACUGAGGACUGUGCUCAAAGCUGUGAAUGUACACCCACUGGUGCUGUGUGUCAGCCCAAAGGAUGCAAAGACAACGAAGUCUGUACCAUCUCCAACACUUUACGUGAUUGCUACACCCUGAACCCAUGCACAAGCUCACCUUGCUUGAACGGUGGCACUUGUGUUGAAGGAACAGACAUCAGCUACACCUGCUUAUGUCCAAAAGGUUUUACAGGGAAUAACUGUGAGGAAAAAGUAGCCCUAGAUCAGACAAGAAUUAUUCUGAUUGGAGUCUUGGUACCACUUGCAGUAAUCAUCAUUGUCAUAAUAUCUGUGUUUGUCUGCAAGAAAAACAGGCACAGAAAAUUAAGUUAUGACACCAGUAGCAGUAGCAGUAUACCAUUGGGGAAUAAAGAUCUUCCCUAUGAAAAUUUGGAUAAGAGCAGAAGGAGUGUGGACAGCACAGUGAUGAAAUCGUCCUCGUUCUGAAUCAUCCAAGUGUUUUAAUUUCUAUGAUUUCAUUUUGUAUUUAUUAAAAUGUGACUUCUGGAGGAAUUACCAGGUGAACAGGAAUUAUUCAAUUUCAAUGAAUAUAUUUUAUAAUCAUCAUUCAUAACUUAUUUGUAAACCUUACUGUAAUUGUUGGUAUAAAAUGUAAUACUCUACUGACUUAAUGAAAUAAUACAUUUUUAAACCUUG
Molecule: messenger RNA, 13631 nt
Organism: Tachysurus fulvidraco (yellow catfish)
Lineage: Eukaryota; Metazoa; Chordata; Actinopteri; Siluriformes; Bagridae
Gene: zanl
Product: zonadhesin, like
Exons: 87
Coding region: 42-13421 (4459 amino acids)
Cellular component (GO): membrane
Molecular function (GO): protein binding; calcium ion binding
Source: RefSeq, a predicted model, not a curated record